This is a messenger RNA of Peronospora matthiolae, 327 nucleotides long. The record is from the annotation of a GenBank genome assembly. Lineage: Eukaryota; Oomycota; Peronosporomycetes; Peronosporales; Peronosporaceae.
AUGCUGCGCUCUUGCAUCGCCAAGACCGCGAAGCUAACGCCCCUCGUCCGUCGCUUUGGUUCUGAGAUCAAGGACGAUGUCGUGCCUGUCUCUCCACCUACCCCCAUCGUCGUGAAGAAAGGCGGCAGCUCGUUCAUGCAGCGGAUCGUGUCGUUUGGAGUGGGAGUGGCGGUCGGAGCUGGGUACGGACUCUACGUGCUGACGGACGAUAUCGAGAAGUCGACGCACCAGAUCCAGAGCUCUGUGGGCAGUCUUAGGGACGAGAUGAUUGGGCAAAAUGUGGCGCUUACGAAGCGCAUUGAAGCGCUCGAGGAGAAGACCAAGUGA